Molecule: messenger RNA, 209 nt
Organism: Funneliformis geosporum
Lineage: Eukaryota; Fungi; Glomeromycota; Glomeromycetes; Glomerales; Glomeraceae
Source: the annotation of a GenBank genome assembly
CUAGAAUGGUUUGGACUUUUAAUGUCAUGAAAGAUUUAAUAAAUUUUCAUAAUAAAUAUUACAAAGAAUUCAAAAAUAUUCUGAAUACUGAGCAUGCUAUUAUCUGGGAUGGGAUAGCAAUCAAAAUAAACAAUCAUCAUUCAGCUCAAGUUACUGGCAGACAAUACCAAGUAAUAGGCCACGCUGGUUCACAGUUAUGCGAACUCUAG